Molecule: messenger RNA, 1191 nt
Organism: Iphiclides podalirius (scarce swallowtail)
Lineage: Eukaryota; Metazoa; Arthropoda; Insecta; Lepidoptera; Papilionidae
Source: the annotation of a GenBank genome assembly
AUGAAAGUAUUCAUUGCCAUUGCGCUGCUGUCGGCCGUGUCGGCUUUGCCGAGGCCUGAACUCCCGGACCUCAUUGACUUUAGGCCUUUGAUCGUGCCCAAAGAGAUCAUCGAGGCCGCUGAAUCUAUGAACAAUGCAGUCGAUGUAAACGUCGAGGAUGCUGACACCGCCGUAAACUUCGUCGAUAACGUAGCUGAAGACGGUGUUGCUGUAAACUUUGUAGACAACGCGGAAGAUGCCGGUGAUGCAGUGAACUUCGUAGAUUCCCCUGUCAAUGAAAUCUUAGCUGACGACGCUGAAGUUGCCGUAAACUUCGUGGAUGACGUAGCCGAGGAUGGUGUUGCUGCUAACUUUGUAGACAACGCGGAAGAUGCCGGUGAUGCAGUGAACUUCGUAGAUUCCCCUGUCAAUGAAAUCUUAGCUGACGACGCUGAAGUUGCCGUAAACUUCGUGGAUGACGUAGCCGAGGAUGGUGUUGCUGCUAACUUUGUAGACAACGCGGAAGAUGCCGGUGAUGCAGUGAACUUCGUAGAUUCCCCUGUCAAUGAAAUCUUAGCUGACGACGCUGAAGUUGCCGUAAACUUCGUGGAUGACGUAGCUGAGGACGGUGUUGCUGUUAACUUUGUAGACAACGCGGAAGAUGCCGGUGAAGCCGUAAACUUCGUAGACAACGUGGAAGAUGCCUCUGAUGUCGUAAACUUCGUAGACAACGCGGAAGUUGCCGGUGAUGCCGUAAACUUCGUAGACAACGCGGAAGAUGUCGCUGAUGUCGUAAAUUUAGUAGACAACACCGAAGUUACCGGUGAUGCCGUUAACUUCGUAGACAACGCAGAAGAUGCCGUUGAUGCGGUUAACUUCGUAGACAACGCGGAAGAUGUCUUUGAUGCCGUAAACUUCGUGGAUACUGCUGACAACGUUGAAUCUGCCAAUUUCGCAGACGUUGCCAACGACGAUGUUUCCGUCAAUUUUGUAAACUCACCAACAAACGAACUGCCCGAAGAUUCCGUAGACGCCGUCAACUUCGUAGAUAUCCCGUUGGAAUCGAACGUAGCUGGUAUUUUGAUCAUUGGCAACGUUUACGAGGCAAUAAUGCCUUCCGAGUUGGAGACUCUGAGGGUUGUUGAUAUGCCAAUUGCCUUCGACCAAGAGACCGGAUACCCCCCAAAGGUUUACGAUAACCCUCUUCUUCGU